Triticum dicoccoides is the source of this 1760-nucleotide messenger RNA. RefSeq names its product flotillin-like protein 2. The transcript is spliced from 2 exons. Gene Ontology annotation, cellular component: plasma membrane; plasma membrane raft. The coding region runs from base 63 to 1574 and encodes 503 amino acids. The record is from RefSeq and is a predicted model, not a curated record. NCBI's taxonomy places the organism in Eukaryota, Viridiplantae, Streptophyta, Magnoliopsida, Poales, Poaceae.
UUUCCAAUCUAAUCGCUGGUUCUGUUUCUCCGCACAACCAACCUAGCCAGAGAUCGUCGGAGAUGGCGACCUUCCGCGUCGCGGACGCGUCGGAGUACCUGGCCAUCACCGGCUGGGGCAUCGACGACGUCAAGCUCGCCAAGAAGGCGUGGGUCUUCGUGGGGCAGCAGUGCAAGAAGUUCAGCAUCUCGCCGGUCAACUACGAGUUCGAGGUGCACGCCAUGAGCGCCGAGAAGCUGCCCUUCAUCCUCCCCGCCGUCUUCACCAUCGGCCCCAAGAUCACCGCCACUGGGGCAGAGGCGUCAGACAAGAGGGACCUUGAAGCGCAGCUCCUCCUCUACGCCAAGCUCAUUGCCCCGCUGCACAGGUCGAGGAGCCACGUCCACGAGCUCGUCAAGGGGAUCAUCGAGGGCGAGACCCGCGUGCUCGCCGCCGACCUUACCAUGGAGGAGAUCUUCAAGGGGACCAAGACCUUCAAAGAGAAGGUUUUCAACAGGGUGCAGCUGGAGCUUAAUCAGUUCGGACUCGUCAUCUACAACGCCAACGCCAAGCAGCUGGUGGAUGUGCCGGGGCACGAGUACUUCUCCUACCUCGGGCAGAAGACGCAGCAGGAUGCCGCCAACCAGGCCAAGGUGGACGUGGCCGAGGCCCGGAUGAAGGGAGAGGUGGGCGCCAAGGAGAGGGAGGGCCUGACUCGGCAGAACGCCGCCAAAGUGGAUGCUGAGACCAAGGUGUUGUCGGUGCGGCAGCAGGGUCAAGGGCUCAAGGAGGAGGCCAAGGUGAAGGCCGAGGUGCAGGUGUUCGAGAAUGCAAGGGAGGCCGACAUCGCGGCGGCCAAGGCUGAGCUUGCCAUGAAGAAGGCCGGAUUUGACAAGCAGGCCAAGGUGGCCGAGGUUGAGGCGGCCAAGGUCGUCGCCAUCCGCGAGGCCGAGCUCCAGAUGGAGGUCGAGCGCAAGAACGCCAUGCGCCAGACCGAGAAGCUCAAGGCCGAACAGCUCAGCAAGGCCACUGUGCAGUACGAGACACAGGUAGUAUCUACGUUCAAAGAAUCAAAUGCGCUGUUCUACAGCAGGCAGAAGGCGGCGGAGGCGGCGCUGUUCGAGCAGAUGAGGUCGGCGGAGGCGCGCAAGGCGCAGGCCGACGCGCAGUUGUUCGAGCAGAAGAUGGCCGAGGACGCCAAGCUGUACGCGAAGCAGAAGGAGGCCGAGUCCCUGGCCCUGCUGAGCAGGGCCAAGACGGAGUACGCGGCGUCCAUGCUCCAGGCGCUGGGCGGCAACUACUACGCCCUCAGGGACUACCUCAUGAUCGACGGCGGCAUGUACACGGAGAUGGCCAGCAUCAACGCCGGUGCAGUCAACGGCAUGCAGCCCAAGAUCAGCAUCUGGAGCAACGGCGGCGGUGCGGACGGCGCCGCCGCGAAUGCCGGCAAGGAGGCCACGGGAGGCAGCGCGCUGCAGCAGGUGGCCGGGGUGUACAAGAUGCUGCCGCCGCUUCUGUCCACGGUGCACGAGCAGACUGGGAUGCUGCCGCCGGCGUGGAUGGGCGCGCUGCCCAAGGACGGCGCCGCCAACUGAUCAUCGUAGAGUGCGCGUUCCUCGUUCUAUUUGGUGCCAAGACUCGUCAGCUUAAGUUUAAAGAACUAUGAAUAUCCCAGAUGUUUUUAUUAGGUUGCUUUAGGGCCCGCGUUUUUUCAGGUUUAAAGAACUAUGAAUAUCCCAGAUGUUUGUCCACUAUCAGUCGUGUUAUGUUUCGAACAUUUU